Messenger RNA from Cyprinodon variegatus (sheepshead minnow), 1273 nucleotides. RefSeq names its product growth arrest and DNA damage-inducible protein GADD45 alpha-like (gene gadd45aa). The transcript is spliced from 4 exons. The coding region runs from base 99 to 587 and encodes 162 amino acids. Gene Ontology annotation, cellular component: nucleus; cytoplasm. The record is from RefSeq and is a predicted model, not a curated record. Gene Ontology annotation, biological process: regulation of cell cycle. Lineage: Eukaryota; Metazoa; Chordata; Actinopteri; Cyprinodontiformes; Cyprinodontidae.
AUUUAUCUGUCAGUUGCAGCGCUGUGGAGCACAGACCAGGAAGGCUCCAGCUAAGCUCGGUUGUUUUUAAUUUUUAAAAGACGGAGGAUUUGGAUUUAAUGUACAAGAUGACAUUUGAGGAACUAAGUGGGGAUUAUUCUCAAGAAAGAAUGGAUACGGUGGCGAAAGCCCUGGAAGAAGUCCUCACCGCUGCCUUGCCACAGGGCUGCAUCACAGUCGGCGUCUACGAGGCGGCCAAGUCCCUCAACGUAGACCCGGACAAUGUGGUGCUGUGCAUCCUGGCCACCGACGAGGACGACGUCAAAGACGUGGCCCUCCAGAUCCACUUCACGCUCAUUCAGGCUUUCUGCUGCGAGAACGACAUCAACAUCCUGAGAGUCAACAACACCCACCGCCUGGCGGAGAUCUUGGGGGGAGGGGGAGGGAAGCAGGGCGGCGGGGAACCUCUGGACCUGCACUGCGUGCUCGUCACCAGCCCCCACUCCUCAUCAUGGAAGGACCCGGCUUUGAGCAAACUCAGCCUGUUCUGCAGAGAGAGCCGCUGCAUGGAUCAGUGGGUUCCCAUCAUCAACCUGCCCGAGCGAUGAGCUCGGCCCCCGAAAACCCCCCCGGCCUGUCCAGAACCAAUCAUAAUGAAUCUGCACAGGAAGAGUGCUUUAAAAGAAAAAAAAAAGUCCUGCUGCACCGCCAGCUGGUGAGAGAAGAAAAAAAAAGACGGGAAUAAAAAAAAAACGCUGAGGACACGUUUAAAAAAAAAAAAAUCUCCACUUUGAGCUGGGUUUUUCGUUUGGAAUUACGUCCGUUGGCGAGCGAGAAGAGACGGCGAAUGACGGUGAUACCGUUUGCUUCUCGACUUGAUCACCGUGGCUCCGAUAAGGAUCGUGUCGUUUUCGGCGAAGUCUCAGCCACGAGUCGAAGGAGCGGGGAGGAAGCGGCGCACGGAGCCGUCGGUCAGACUAAGACCGCAGUCUGUCUGCAGAACCGAAGCACUUGUUGAAACACUGGACUUUAAUUUAUGCAUCACAGCUGUUCAUGUUGACUUCCAUGUUCAUGUUAUUUCAAAAGGGAAGGGAAGCAUCCAGUGAAGACAUUCUGUUUGUUUCUAGAUCUUUUUAACCAGCUGGUUUCUUUACAAGUGAAGUAGUACUUUUGUUCAAUUAUUAAGUUAUUCCAAUUAUAUUUAUGCAUAUUUAUGUUAUAUGAAUUUUUUUUUUUACAAUUUUUGCAAUAUCUGAGCACCAGACCAAUGUUUUAUUGUCAAUAAAAUUUUUCU